AUGAAGAUCCUUACAUCUGAAGAAAUUGAAGCUCAUAGAUACCACACCUUGGCUGGUGGUGUGAAAGGUGCCAUUGCUGGGCUAAUCAUAUCUGGAGCUAUCUUCAAAUUUGCUCCAAUGAGAUACCCAAAAUUCAAUCCAAAAGCUAUGACCUGGUCCGUUAAGACUGCUACGUUCAUCAUGCCACCAGUUGUGCUGACGGCUAUUUGCGCUGAAAAUGCUUCUACCAGAUUCGAUGAGAUGAUGUAUGGCUCUGGUGCUGAAUCCUCGCAGGCCCUAGAAGAACACAAGAGAUGGAAAAACCUAUCGAUGACGAAUAAGAUGGUCGAGUCUCUAUCGAAUAACAAGUACAAGAUUAUCACCGGUCUUUGGGCUGCCUCCCUAUGGGGAUCAUGGGUCAUUGUUAACAGAGACAAGAUUAUGACCAAGACUCAAAAGGCUGUGCAGGCAAGAAUGUACGCUCAAUUUAUCACCGUGGCUCUAUUGUUGGCCUCUAUGGGGUUGAGUAUGUACGAACAAAACUUGAACCCAGACAAGCAGAAGCAAACUGAACAACGUCGUUGGGAUAAGCUUAUCGAAGAGGCUGAAAGAGAGGAAAAAGCCGAGAGCGAAAGAUCUGCUACUGGUUUCAAGACUAACCAGGACAGAGUCAAUGCCAAGAUUUAUAAAUACGAUUAA
Messenger RNA from Torulaspora delbrueckii, 678 nucleotides. It is a transcript of the gene RCF2, whose product is annotated as Rcf2p. NCBI's taxonomy places the organism in Eukaryota, Fungi, Ascomycota, Saccharomycetes, Saccharomycetales, Saccharomycetaceae. The record is from RefSeq and is a predicted model, not a curated record. Gene Ontology annotation, cellular component: mitochondrial inner membrane. Gene Ontology annotation, biological process: mitochondrial respiratory chain complex IV assembly. Bases 1 to 678 code for a protein of 225 amino acids. The transcript has a single exon.